UUUCUUCUUCACCUCCCUUCUACAUCUUUUCUCUUCCAUAAACUCUCUCUCUCUCUCUUCAACAUUGCAUAUCACUCCUUCACUUUCACUCGUCAAUGGCGACUUUCGCUUCUUCUUCGUCUUCGUUUUCUUCUGGUUAUGCGGAGAAUUCAACGACGAUCAUAUCUUCGUCUUCAUCGCAAUCGCCGCCUCCUUCCGACGACAACUUCGAAGAAGACUCUUGCAGUAUCUGUCUGGAGCCUUUCAACUCCGAUGAUCCCGCCACUAUUACUAGCUGCAAACACGAGUAUCAUCUUCACUGCAUUCUUGAAUGGUCGCAAAGAAGCAAAGAGUGCCCAAUAUGUUGGCAGUUACUUGCCUUGAAGGAUCCUGCUAGCCAAGAGCUUCUAGCUGCUGUGGAAAAGGAAAGGCGCUCAAGGUCAAGGAACACGUCUUCCAUAGCAAACUCAACCGUCCACUAUUUCCCAGAGGAUGAGGACUCUGACCAUGACUCCUUCUCUGAUGAAUUUGUUUUUGACGAGCGUAUUAUGCGGCAUCUAGCUGCAGCCACGAGCAGAGCUCGCCUUCGUGGAAGGGAGAGGCAUAGAUCUUCUGGACUGGGCCCUUCCCAAGUCUUUAUUUAUGCUUCCCCUGCUAACAGCGAGGAUCAAGCACAUGAAACAUCUUCACAUGAAUGUCAAAACUUAAAUCAUGAAUCAUCUGUGGGUAAUUCACCCACUUCUGGCAUGCCACCUGCUGUUAAUGCUCAACCUUCGCCACCUGCGGACCCCAGCUCUGCUAUGGAUGGUGCUGUUGUUUUGAAACCCAGAGUUCUGUACAGUCAGCCACCUUCUGUUCGUCCAGAGAGACCAACCCCAUCUGAGACGUCCACUUUCUCUGAUUCAAUCAAAUCUAAGUGGUCUGCUGCUUCAGCCAGAUACAAGGAAUCAAUCUCAAAAGGCACCAGAGGGUUGAAGGAGAAGCUACUUGCUCGUAAUAACUCCGUCAAAGAGCUAAGCCAAGGAGUUCAGCGCGAGAUGAGCGCAGGAAUUGCUGGUGUGGCACGAAUGAUAGAGCGCUUUGAUCUUAGCUCGAAAAGAGCCGGUGUCUCUCCUCCAGAUUCGAGCCACAAUGGGGUAGGUUCAAUUUCAAACCUCUCUACAAAGGGAAAAGGCGUGCUGGAGAAUAUCAUUGUUCAAUCUCUGAGUAAAAAUAGCAGAAAGGUUGCAGACGAUGUAAAUUCAGAUGCCACCUCCCACCCCUCUAUUGUUAUCCCAGGCAGAGUGGAAGUCUCUCGAUCUAAAGAGUGAGCAAUGUAUGCUAUCAAGUUUGGAAUUGGGCUGUCAAAUAAGGUCACAGCAGAAGGCAAGUACGAUGCAAGUGAUGUAAUGUGAAGAGGCCAAUCCGCUGGUUGGUUUGCGUCCUGCAUUGCAUACGCCUGUACAUGCGUUUGACUAGCCAUUAUUUCCUCUUUUCUGUAUGAUUGUGAAUGAUUUAUGAGAGUGGAUUCGGGUAGAGUUCUUUUGGAA
This is a messenger RNA of Morus notabilis, 1508 nucleotides long. RefSeq names its product E3 ubiquitin-protein ligase RHF1A. Gene Ontology annotation, molecular function: ubiquitin-protein transferase activity. Bases 96 to 1289 code for a protein of 397 amino acids. The transcript is spliced from 8 exons. Lineage: Eukaryota; Viridiplantae; Streptophyta; Magnoliopsida; Rosales; Moraceae. The record is from RefSeq and is a predicted model, not a curated record.